This is a messenger RNA of Paraglomus brasilianum, 255 nucleotides long. The record is from the annotation of a GenBank genome assembly. Lineage: Eukaryota; Fungi; Glomeromycota; Glomeromycetes; Paraglomerales; Paraglomeraceae.
AUGCCGCCAAAAAGUAAGACAACUUUAACAGAUUCGCAAAAAUACGAACUUUGCCGCCUGUAUGCUCGCGAUAAUAAGAAAUCUCGUACGGAGUAUGUUAAUUGGAUCGAAAAUAAAUGGCAAGUUGAGUCUACCAUAACACGAAUUUUGCAAAGAAGCAACCAGUUACUUUUUGAAGAAGAAAUCAUUGCUCCAAAUGCAAAAAGACACAGAUCGGUUACAUACCCAGAACUCGAACAGCAGCCAUCAGUGCCA